Messenger RNA from Suillus subalutaceus, 1956 nucleotides. RefSeq lists its product as uncharacterized. The coding region runs from base 375 to 1667 and encodes 430 amino acids. The transcript is spliced from 3 exons. The record is from RefSeq and is a predicted model, not a curated record. Lineage: Eukaryota; Fungi; Basidiomycota; Agaricomycetes; Boletales; Suillaceae.
AACACAAGUUCAUUAGCAUCAAUCGGGCACCUGAAUUUCGUUGUGGAUUGAUUGAUUGACAUUGACUGACAAUGAUCGCCCACAGACUCGGACAACAAUGGUCCUGUACUCCUUUUCAUUCCCGUGUGCGUGGAUCUGUGGUCAAUAGACGAACCAUGACGCUCCGACAUUUGGAACAAUCCCUCAUAAAUUUCUACAGCCACUGCCAGGUUGCAAAUUGAUCGGAUUUGGGUUCAUGUUUGUUUUUUAUCCAAGUCCACGGGCCAUUGUGGACGGCGCAUGAUUUCUCCUCCCUGAGAAGCAUGGUAUUCUUGCGGUAUAAAAACCGCUCGAUUUUUUUCAACUCAUCUCCAUGAUCACUUUCAGUCCGAGUCAUGGAUCGUGAGCGCUAUGAUUCCCGUCAACACUCAGUCUCAUCCACCCCAACUUCACAACAUUCUUCUCAUAGAUCCCGUUCGCCAUACACUUCUGAUAGUCAAUCAUCCAUGUCUCCGACAUCAGGCAUUUCCCCUCGCACACCUCAACGUCCAUUCUACCGCUCGCCAGCACCUGGUCCAUCGGACAAUCUAGUUCGUUACCGUGCUCCCAGCGAGCCUUUCCCGCAAUCUCCCCUAUAUUCUCAUGGACCCCAUGACAACCUUGACGGUACGGCAUUCCUCUAUGACCGCUCCCCAGGUUCUUCGCAAUCUGCGCAAUCGAGCUCUUCCGACACACAGUCCCAUUUCGACUCCAAUCAGCUUAUUCCUCCAUUUCAACUAACUCAGAUACGCGAGAAAGUUCCGCAUAAUUUGCGCGUUGACGGCUCUCGUGCAUUGUCAACCAGUUCGUCCAUGGCCCCUGCCGCUUCUGGACCCUCUGGAGGGCCCAGAGGACGAACUGUUUCAUCAGGGGAUCACUCUCAGUACAUUGCUCCGUUGAUAGGGUCUCAACAGAUGCCCUCCAAUGUUAUGAUACAAGGGUCCAGGGACUCUAAGACAUCUAUGCUGGCUGACGGCGUCUUGAUGGCGGCGAUCUCAGCAGCAAAUGCCGAGCAUAGAGAAUUUCCGUGGUACUGUGUAUGGACUCGCGCUCUUGAAAGGCACACAUUCCCCAGUUCAAUUGGGGAUGAUCUCUUCUGCAACGUCGCACCACAACAUGUUUUAAUUCGAUCCUUCGACCCAUCUCCGCCUGACUCACUAUCUCCCGGACGCGGUCGCAGUGGGGGUAGCAGGAGUGAAUCAGUGUCCCCCUUCAUCUCGGAACCAAGGACUCCUCCAAGACGCACUCAGGCCAAAGUGCGCCAUGCACAUGUUGUCCCUGACUUUGCUCAGAUUCUUCGCCGUAUCAAGCUGCCACCUUCUAUGCCGCCAGUUAUCGUACGUGAAAAGGUUAUUUGUUUGAUCUCCCGUCAGGCCUACUUUGCAUUUAUGGGAGACUCGACGCUCACGACCAUCGGCGUAAUCCUUGCAUUUGGCAACGUUUGGAAAUACGUGGAGUUUCCACGGCCUCUAGCAAACCUUCCCAGCACCUGGUCAGAGUAUCAGGACCCUACCUUUGGGAGUCCAUCUAGCUUGCGUCGCCCGGUCCCGCGAGUGCCCUCCUACCUGAAGAAGCUGAGCGGAAACAAGGAUUAUAUCGCGCUGAAAUUUCUCGCGACGAGGAUUUUGGAACGUGAAAAGGAUAUUUGAAUGGGCGAAAAAGUCCAUACACACAUUUGACACACAUCAUUCCUUAUGGUAGGAAGAAUGAGUUCAACUCGAUGGAUAUAGAGCGUGUUCUACUUAUCGAUAUGUAUUCGAAGGUCUAGUCGACGCAAUCCGAGGCAGAGUCACCUCAUACUUGGAUUAUUCGGAAGCUAUGAUACAGUAGGGUCAAAUAUAUACAGUCUUAGUCUCCUCUUGGCUUGUUACUGCGCUUGUCGUGGCCCCCCUUUCGAGGAUUUCUAUGUUGAAAAAUUCUAGCGAACCUUAACUUGAC